AUGGACCUUGAAGACCUGGCGCUCCUGCUGCCCCCUGCCACUCUGGCUGCCCUAGCAGAUGGCUGGCUCCGAGAAGACUGUCCAGGCCUCAACUACGCAGCCUUGGUUACAGGGGCAGCCCCCUCGCAGGCCGUGCUGUGGGCCAAAUCCCCCGGGGUACUGGCUGGGAGGCCUUUCUUUGAUGCAGUCUUUGCCCGAGUCAGUUGCCAGGUCUCCUGGUUCUUCCCUGAGGGAUCAAAGCUGGUGCCUGUGGCCAAGGUGGCUGAGGUCCGGGGCCCUGCCCACUGCCUGCUGAUGGGGGAGCGGGUGGCCCUUAACACAUUGGCCCGCUGCAGCGGAGUUGCCAGCUCUGCAGCCGCUGCUGUGGAGGCCGCCAGGGGGACCGGCUGGGCAGGGCAUGUGGCUGGCACGAGGAAGACCACACCAGGCUUCCGGCUGGUAGAGAAAUACGGACUCCUAGUGGGUGGAGCCGCCUCCCACCGCUACGAUCUGGGAGGGUUGGUGAUGGUGAAGGACAACCAUGUCGUGGCAGCUGGUGGUGUAAAAAAGGCGGUGCAGCGGGCCCAGCAGGCGUCCGACUUCACUCUGAAGGUGGAAGUGGAGUGCAGCAGCCUGCAGGAGGCCUUGGAGGCGGCAGAGGCAGGAGCAGACCUUGUCUUGCUGGACAACUUCAGGCCGGAGGAGCUGCACCCCACGGCUGAAGCGCUGAAGGCCCGGUUCCCGAGCGUGGGCGUGGAAGCCAGUGGGGGUAUCACACUGGGCAACCUCCCUCAGUUCUGUGGGCCACACAUCGAUGUCAUCUCUUUGGGGAUGCUGACCCAGUCUGCCCCAGCCCUGGAUUUCUCCCUCAAGCUGUUUGCUGACGGGGCCACUCCAGUGCCCUAUGCCCGCCGAUCCUAA
Pteropus alecto (black flying fox) is the source of this 900-nucleotide messenger RNA. RefSeq names its product quinolinate phosphoribosyltransferase (gene QPRT). Gene Ontology annotation, biological process: quinolinate catabolic process; NAD+ biosynthetic process. The coding region runs from base 1 to 900 and encodes 299 amino acids. The record is from RefSeq and is a predicted model, not a curated record. Lineage: Eukaryota; Metazoa; Chordata; Mammalia; Chiroptera; Pteropodidae. Gene Ontology annotation, molecular function: nicotinate-nucleotide diphosphorylase (carboxylating) activity. Gene Ontology annotation, cellular component: cytoplasm. The transcript is spliced from 4 exons.